AGGUGCGGGACGGGAGUGGGCGGCCUCGGGGGCACCGCGGCGGGAUCGGCCCCGGGUGGGCGCUGCGCGGCGCCUCGGGCGGCCCUCACUCGGCCCUCCUCGAGCCGGUUGCCCCGCGGGGCGAGGGCGUGGGGGCCGCGGGGCCGGGUUGGUGCCAGGCCGACUGCCGAGCUCUGUGCUGCCGCGUUCCUGUCCUUAACGCUUAAGGCGGCUUGUCUCAAACGCUAGGUUUAAAAAAGAACACUGUUAAACUGUCUAAGCAACCAUGUUGGCUGCAAGGCUAGUGUGCCUGAGGACGUUACCAUGCCAGGCGUUCCGCCCCACCAUUACUCAAGCUUCCCCAGCAUUGAGGAAUUCCGGUAUAAAAGCAUACAAGCUGUGGCAGCCUAACCAGUGUUAUGCUACUAGAGUAAGAACCGGCGUAAGGCGUGGGAAAAUUGGCCAGGAAAUUAAAGAAGCAGCAUUUGAGCCAUCUGUAGAAACUGCGCUUAAAGUUGAUCGUCUGGGAAAAUUCGUUGUUGCUGGAGGGGCUGCUGUUGGCCUGGGGGCCCUCUGUUACUAUGGAAUGGGCAUGUCCAGUGAGAUUGGAGCUAUUGAAAAAGCCGUUAUUUGGCCACAGUAUGUGAAAGACAGAAUUCACUCUACUUACAUGUACUUUGCGGGAAGUAUUGGCUUGACAGCACUGUCAGCUGUUGCAGUAAGCAGAUCUCCGGCACUCAUGAGCCUUAUGACAAAAGGCUCCUGGCUGGCAAUAGGUGCAACUUUCGCUGCUAUGAUUGGUGCUGGAAUGUUGGUCAGGUCCAUAUCCUAUGAAAAUAGUCCAGCAGCUAAACAUCUUGCUUGGAUGAUGCAUUCAGGUGUCAUGGGUGCGGUGGUGGCUCCACUAGCCUUCUUGGGUGGUCCUCUGCUGAUCAGAGCUGCCUGGUACACGGCUGGAAUCGUCGGAGGGCUCUCAACUGUGGCCAUGUGUGCUCCAAGUGAAAAAUUUCUGAACAUGGGAGGACCACUUGGAAUAGGCUUAGGCUUUGUUCUGGCCUCUUCAAUUGGGUCCAUGUUCUUGCCUCCUACUUCUGCUUUUGGGGCUGGCUUGUAUUCAGUAGCUGUUUAUGGUGGAUUGGUACUCUUUGGCAUGUUUCUGCUGUACGAUACACAGCAUGUCAUCAAGCGUGCAGAGACUCUUCCGUAUUAUGGAGUUACAAAGUAUGACCCAAUCAAUGCGUGCAUGGGUAUCUACACAGAUACACUGAACAUCUUCAUUCGGGUGGCUACCAUGCUCGCUGGUGGUGGAGGUGGCCGUAGGAAGUAAAGCAAGACUCUUUGCAGCUGACAGCCCAGAGUUCUAGGUUGUCUACCUAGUGCAUAUACUAAAUAAAAACUUAUGGUUACAAGCACUUUUGCUGCAGGUCAGAAGUUUAAAGCAUUUCAGCAUAUUGUUUAAGUGCAAUGUGAUUUAAACUUAAUAGUGUUUCAUCAAACACCUUCCAAGAAUGUGGACUGCUUGAAAUUGUACAUUAUUUUGGGAGAGUAAAUUAUUUUAAAUAUAUACGAGUAAAAUAGUUGAUCUUCUUUUUAAUGGGUUUGACAGCAGCUCAACUCUUGCUUUCUUUUUCUACGGUAACUGCAUAGUAAAGUAAGUAAUUUCUGUAAACAGGUGUCCUAUGUGCAGAUAAGGACGCAAGCUACUUCAAGAAAUGCUGUUCAGAUGCAACAUUUUUCAGUUAAGUUGUAGAAAUAUUUUUUUCUACUUAGGCAGAAAUUUCAGAAAGGUUUAAGCAGUUUUCAGAAAGACAUUGGUCACCUCACCCACGCAAUCCAACAACAUGCAGAAGACAAUAUGAGGAACCUAUGUGACACCCGUCCCACAUGAAAACUGUAGUCUCCUUCUGGGGCACAUGAAAACUCCAUGUCUGCUUUCCAGUGUUUUAAUGUUAAAUGGAUAUAAUAGCAGCUAGGUGCUUUUGAUACUAGACUUAUCAAAUUGUUGAAUAAUAAUAGAGGUGUGUCUUUCUUCCAGUGACUAAAUUUCAGUAUUGCAGAUGAAGCACCAUUCUUCAGAACAACUUCCACUGUUGAUCUCUUCUUACAAGCUUGUACAGUUGACACUGAAAGAAAAGGAAUUGAGGACUGCCUGCUGUAAAGCCACGUAUCACUAAUUUACCAUUCUGAUAUAUGCUGUAGUCUCUCUCUAACUUUUCCAAAUUGGUGUGUUUAGUACAGUUGAAAAGAAGUGUUCCAAUAGGUGGAAUUGCUUUAACGUUAAGAAAUGUAUACUUGCUAAAGGACAUCACAUUAUGUUGGAAUACGGGGCAAGUUCUUGGGCACAAGAAAGUUUGAGCUCAUACCAAUAACUCGGACUUCCAUUUUUCUGAUGAAUAUGCUAUGUUUAUGUACUAUGGGAAAAAUAAAAUUCUAGCCUCACAA
This is a messenger RNA of Cygnus olor (mute swan), 2421 nucleotides long. It is a transcript of the gene GHITM, whose product is annotated as growth hormone inducible transmembrane protein. The coding region runs from base 266 to 1306 and encodes 346 amino acids. The transcript has 9 exons. The record is from RefSeq and is a predicted model, not a curated record. NCBI's taxonomy places the organism in Eukaryota, Metazoa, Chordata, Aves, Anseriformes, Anatidae. Gene Ontology annotation, cellular component: mitochondrial inner membrane.